ACGCGGGCACGGCUAACGGCUCGCGGCUGUGCGUACGAGUCGACCGAUAAAACGUCCGUGCGUGCGCUCAAAGUUUGGUUUUUCUUCCCUCCUACGCUCUUCACCUUAUAACCGGUCUAUCCGUCCGGCUUACGUUGAUGUAACUGACGAGCGUAAGUGUGCAGGCAGAAGCUGAGACUGUCUAAAUUAUGUUCCGCGCAUUGGUAACCGAUAGUGUACUUUCUGGGUGAAACGAGAAACUCUGAUGCUGCUAGUAUUGCAAGCAUCGUUUGGUGGAACGGAGAAUCACAGCAGCAUACAGGGCUGACAUUCAAGCUGCUACCUUUCGGUAGACUUGAGUAGUGUUAUGCCUCCUCGGCAUCGAGUUCCUUGGCCCAAUCUUGGCAAGCGAUUAUUCAACUACUAUGCGUUGUUCAGGGUAUAUCCUUGUCAACUAAGUUGUUGAUGAAGCCUCAUCAAGCUUAUAAUCAACAUACAGCAGUUACCUGCUAUCUAGCAUUUAUGUACAAUAUAUGUCAGAAAGAACUGAAGUCAAGAUGCAGCAGGUGGACUCAAUCUCGCAAAAUAACUCGUUAGAUGUGGACGAGCGAGAAAGGCUGUGUAAUAUACCGAAGACGAGCGCCCCUGGCAAGGCAUCGACUACGCCAACUGCUCCUGCUAAGGAACCACCUCCACGAGAAGAACCGCCCGUGGAUCCGGUGAAUGGCGUAGUUCAGCCUCCGGUCGUUCCACCGCCCAACCGACCAGGAAGGGUCACUAAUCAGCUGCAAUUUUUGCAAAAAGGUGUUCUCAAGCCAGUAUGGAAGCAUCAAUUUGCGUGGCCUUUCCAACAACCCGUAGACGCAAAAAAACUCAAUUUACCAGAUUACCACAAAAUCAUCAAACAACCAAUGGAUCUGGGAACGAUAAAAAAGCGUCUAGAGAAUACGUAUUAUUGGAGUGGCAAAGAAUGUGUUCAAGACUUCAAUACGAUGUUCACGAAUUGCUACGUCUACAACAAACCUGGCGAAGAUGUUGUGGUUAUGGCACAAACGCUCGAAAAAUUAUUCCUCACAAAGGUUGCACAAAUGCCAAAGGAAGAGUUAGAACUGGAUCCGCCUGUAGCGAAAGGUCCGAAAGGCAAGAAGCCCGCGGUCGGUCGAGUAGCUGGGGCACCAGUUCCUGGCACUCCCGGUGCCACCGGAACUCCAGGUCGAGGUAGGCCCUCCUCAGGGGCGGCGACUGUGUCCUCGAGCGUGCCGAAUAGCAUGACGGUACCCACGACAGUAACGACCGGCAGCACGGGGCCGAUACCGCCGAUGCCACCACUCGGCACCCAGGCGCCGGCCUCCGUACCCGGUAGUACCAACACGACCACGAUAGCGCCUCCGACGGCCGCAAGCCUUGCGGGGGUUGCGUCAAUGGCCACUCACAAUUCCCUGCCGCCUCAGGUCGUUCCGCCGACGACGGGCUAUCACGCCCAGCCGGCAUUGGACGCCCAGACAACUGCGGCUGUUCCAGCACCGCCCCAGGUACCGACGGCAGCAACAGUCAUGCCUCCCUCGCAACCAGCCAAACUUAAGAAGGGGGUGAAGAGAAAGGCCGAUACGACUACCCCUACAGCAAAUUCCUUUGAUCCCAUAUAUCCACCACUAGAUUCAAAAAACGCCAAGAUUCCCACAAGGCGAGAGUCCGGUAGACAAAUUAAAAAGCCAACGAGGCAAGCAGAAGACGGCCUGGUGCCGUUUCAUCAGGCUAACAUGCCCCUGAUGGGGGCUAUGGCCCAACAGCCUCAACACACAAGCAACAAAUUAAAAGACAAACUCUCUGAUGCUUUAAAAUCUUGCAAUGAAAUAUUGAAAGAAUUGUUCUCCAAGAAACAUUCGAGUUAUGCGUGGCCUUUUUAUAAACCUGUUGAUGCAGAACUUUUAGGCCUUCAUGACUACCAUGACAUCAUCAAAAAACCUAUGGAUCUUGGUACAGUUAAGUUAAAAAUGGACAAAAGGGAGUACAAUACGGCUUUAGAAUUUGCCGCAGAUGUAAGACUUAUAUUUACCAAUUGCUAUAAGUAUAAUCCUCCAGAUCACGAUGUUGUUGCUAUGGCAAAAAAAUUGCAGGAUGUUUUUGAAAUGAGGUAUGCUAAGAUUCCAGAUGAACCACUAGGUGGUUUAGUUGGUAUAAAAGGCUCGGAUAGUAGUGGCAGCAGUUCUGUUUCGGAGGAAUCUUCCGAUUCUGAUGAUUCCGAGGAAGAAAGAACGCAAAAAUUAGUUGCCUUACAACAAGAGCUGAAAGCCAUGCAGGAGCAAAUGCGCAAACUCGUUGAGCAAAGUGGUAAAAAAAAGAGUAAGAAGAAGAAGCCUGAUAAGCCGAAUAAGUCCAAGCCUCUCAAUAGCAAGGAUCUCAUGGCGGGCGGACAUAGUGGUGCCAUGAAAGAAUUAAUGAAGCCAGGAGGCGGUUUGCGAAGUGUUUCAGAUAGUGUUGGUGCUAGUUUAGCCAAUGUUUCGUUGGGCGCAGGACAUCAUUUGGCUCCAAGUUCUGCUGCGGCUGCGGCAGCCGCUGCGGCAGCGGCAGCGGCGGCGGCUGCAGUGGCAGUCAAUGCCAAGGGUCAAAAGGGCAAAGGUAGAGGGCCAGGUAAAGCCACGGCUGCGAACGCGGCAAACAAGAGGCCCAAGACUAAUAGUCGAUCGGCCGGAAAUAAAAAGAAAAAUGCGGCAAAUCAGCCGCCUCCUAUCGCCUUCGACUCAGAAGACGAAGACAAUGCGAAGCCGAUGUCAUAUGACGAAAAAAGGCAGCUCAGUUUGGAUAUUAAUAGGUUACCUGGUGACAAAUUGGGUCGUGUAGUACAUAUAAUACAGUCACGUGAGCCUUCGUUAAGGGACUCGAAUCCUGAUGAAAUAGAAAUUGACUUCGAAACUUUGAAACCAUCGACGCUCAGAGAGUUGGAGAGUUACGUCGCAUCUUGCCUCAGAAAAAUGUCACAUAAAAAGGUCAGUGGUAAGUCCAAGGAUGAACAGAUAGCUGAGAAGAAACAAGAAUUAGAAAAGAGGUUACAAGAUGUCACAGGGCAGCUGGGAAAUGUAAAAAAGCCUAUGAAAAAAGAAGACAGUAGUAAGUCGGUUGAUGUGGUUGGAACUGGUGGAGCCAGUGGACCAUCGAGAUUGUCAGCAUCAAGUAGUAGUAGCAGUGAUAGUGAUUCCAGCAGCAGUUCGCUCUCCUCGAGUUCCACUGAUUCGAGCGACAGUGAAGCAGGAAACGCGGGUAAUCGGCCGCCUAGAAAAAAGGCGAAGAAGACAACGACGAGCACCGCUACAUCCGCGGCUGCUACGACGGCCACAACGACAUCAGCUAGUACAGUUCCAACGGCUUCAAACAUAAAUCAUACCGGAGGUCUAUUAAUGAAUAAUCAAACGGCAGCGAAUUCCACGGGACCAGUAACGAAGCCAGCAGUCACUCAACCUAGCAAUAAUCCCACUGAACAAGCGCUGGGCGCGAGCAACUCGAGCCAACCGAUCGCCGUGGCGGCGGUUACGGCCAGUCAACCUGUGGCGGCAGCCUCGGCGCCGGUGCCCCCGGUGGCGAGUCACGCCUCCAUGCCAGCCCAGCCCUCACGGCCCACCUCCCUGGCGACGGCGGCCCCCCUCAAAAAGGCACCGGUCGUCGCGCCGGUUCAGACGACCCAGCCACAGCCACAACCACAACCGCAGCAGCCAAUCGCCUCGAGCCAGCCAAUAGCGACGACAACUGCAGCCGCGGUCACGAUCACACCCUCGAUAUCCAGUGUACCCUCGGCUCCCCAGCAGCAACAGCAGCAACAACAGCAGCAGCAACAACAACAGCAACAACAGCAGCAGCAACAACAACAACAACAACAACAACAACAACAACCUCCUCCGGCUGUUACGUCGCCGAUCGUGCCUCAGCAGACGGUCACCGCCGCGCCGCCCGUCGUUAGUUCCUUUCCGAGCGUUGCGACGUCGCACACGCAGCACGAUGUCGUCUCCGGCGUUGUCAGUCAGCAGUCGGAUUUACUACAGUCGUACAGUGCUCUAGUGUCCGCCCCAACGACGACGCACACGGGCCUUGAUCAGACACUAGCCUCGAAUAUAUCGAUCGUUUCCUCGAAAAAAGAUCAUCAACAGCAACAGCAACAGCAACAACACAUCCCGAUGAUUCAGACGUCGCUGACGCACCAGACGAGCAACAAUAGUAGUGCUAACAGUGCGAGCAUAAAUCUGCUGCCACCGGACGUUAAGAGCGCCGUUAAUAUGAUGUCGGCGAUACCGGCCAACCUCAACCUCGGCAAUCUCAACCUCGGUAAUCUCAAUAUGAAUCUGCAGCAGGGACUCUCGCAUAUGGCCAUGCAUAAUCAGCUCGAAAGCAUGAUAAACGUGUCAUCGCCAAUCGGCAUCCAGAACAGUCACAUGACGACGACGAUGGGCGCCGCCACCGCGUCCACUGGCGCUCAUCAUCAUCCGCAACAGCAACAACAGCAGCAGCAGCAACAACAACAGCAGCAGCAGCAGCAGCAGCAGCAGCAGCAGCAGCAUUCGAACGGCUUCUCAAACAUGAAGAGACAGGACAGCUCGCCGCCAAAUAUGCUCAAUAACAAUGGCAUACCUGGCCUCGGCAUGAAUCUCAACAUGGCAAGCAUAGGUUCGAUCUUCGAUCCGCACUCGCUGGUCAUGCCCAUGCAGAUACCGCAGCUGCAGAUAAAGAAGGACGAGAAAGCGGCAGCUAUGGCCAUGGCUGCGGCUCAACAGCAGAUCCCACAGAAGAUGGAUGCCGGAGCUUUUUUUGCAGAAAUGACUGCUUUAGGAAUACCACAAAUGACCAAUCAUUCGACCUCACAAUUAUUGCCGGAAAAGAAGCAAAUGACCCCACCUGAUUCGAAAAAUCCUGCAGCUAACUUUGCGUCAGCCUUCAAGAAUAAGACCGUGGAGCAGAAUGUGAAAAAUGCAUCAUCUUGGUCGUCGUUAGCCCAGGCCUCGAGUCCACAAUCGGCCGCUGGUACGAGCACAAAGAGCGCGACCCGCGACACGUUCCAAGCCUUUAAAAAGCAAGCGAAGGAGAAGCAAGACAGACAACGCGCGCUACUGGAGCAGCAGGAGAUGCGCCGCCAGCAGAAGGAGCAGGCGGAACGCGAACGCCUGCGUCAGGAGAGCGAGCGACGACGCGAAAAGGAGGAGGAGGAGGCCCUGGACAAGGUGCGGAAAUCGGUCGCGGAGCCGGCACCGACAACGACGGCCACGAGCCUCGCCCCGGCCACGAGAGUCGAGGCCGUGAAAGCCGCCGAGGCCGCGGAGACCGACAGUAGCAGCCCGAGCCACUCGGCCGGCCAGGAGAAGGCGGCCGCCGAGCGAGAGCGUCAGAGGCUACGGGAGCAGGAGCGACGUCGACGCGAGGCGAUGGCCGGCCAGAUCGACAUGAACAUGCAAAGCGAUUUGAUGGCUGCCUUUGAGGAAUCGCUGUAAUGUUACAUUACGCCGCUCAUUUGUUGCUAAAUAAAAAUAGUGCGAUUGGAUAAUAGUGCUGAUUGUCGAGUGAAAGCCGAGAGAAGGAGAGUCGACAAUGAGACAGAGAGAGACA
This is a messenger RNA of Ceratosolen solmsi marchali, 5565 nucleotides long. Its product is annotated as homeotic protein female sterile. Gene Ontology annotation, biological process: regulation of DNA-templated transcription; chromatin remodeling. The coding region runs from base 513 to 5450 and encodes 1645 amino acids. The transcript has 27 exons. The record is from RefSeq and is a predicted model, not a curated record. Gene Ontology annotation, cellular component: chromatin; nucleus. NCBI's taxonomy places the organism in Eukaryota, Metazoa, Arthropoda, Insecta, Hymenoptera, Agaonidae.